Molecule: messenger RNA, 255 nt
Organism: Parnassius apollo (apollo)
Lineage: Eukaryota; Metazoa; Arthropoda; Insecta; Lepidoptera; Papilionidae
Source: the annotation of a GenBank genome assembly
AUGUCCUUUUUCGCAGUAAUAGUGAGCAUCGGUAGUUCUAAGAAUUUCAAGAACCAAAAAAAAAUAACGAAACGGAAACCAAUUCAAAUACGAAUGGAGCCCGAUGAAGACGGAGAAUUGCCAAAGAUGAGGUACUUCGGUGAAAAAAAGAAGUUAAAAGAAGAUAACUUGGACAAAUUUAUCGGGAGAGCUGGAAUCGAUGAUGCGUUGUUGUACGAUAUCGAUGACAUAAAUCUGAGAAUUGAUUUCGAAUAA